AUGGCAAGCGACCCUCCAUCGUCCUUGAAACCCAAUCAGCCCGCUGCUAAAAGAUCCUGUUCUAAGCACAUUUUAGAAUGUCUUGCAAGCAGAUCAGUCCCAUUCAUCGUAAAGAAUGAUCCAGAUUGGAAGAUUCAUGCAAGCACAUUCAAUACGCGCCUAUCGUAUGAACCCCUUGUUAUUAUUACUCCGAAGACAUUCCAGCACAUUUCGGAGGCUAUCAUCUGCGCCUCUAAUCAUGGCAUACACGUUCAGGCCAAAUGUGGCGGACAUAGUUACGCCAGCUUCAGCAAUGGUGGCAUUGAUGGCAUGAUGAUUGUUCAUCUACAGAAUUUUCGGGACGUAGAGAUAGACCAAAAGACUGGAAUUGCCAAGGUUGGAGGUGGAACUAGGCUAGGCCCUUUGGGUCUUGCUAUCUGGAAUCAAGCUGUGGGUAUUGGCGGCCAUUAUACUCACGGUGGCUAUGGCCACUUCUCGCGUGCUUGGGGUCUAGCUCUAGACCAGAUUGUUGGCCUAGAUGUCAUACUCGCCGACGGAAGCUUGAUUCAUGCCAAUCAAGACCAACACUCCACUAUCUUCUACGCCAUGAGAGGAGCCGCAGACAUGAUCGGGAUUGCAGUCAACUUCUACCUUCAAACCCAUCCUGCUCCCAAACAGGUAGUGAAGUGGGACAUUGAUCUCUCACCCUCUGCACCCAUAGAGGAUAUCGAGGCUGCUGCAGAUACGUUUUUGCAUCUGCAAGCUGUGUCGAACGAUGCUUCCGUUAUGAACCGGAAUAUUUCAUUUGGUGUCGUCCUUGGUCCUGGAACAUGGUUCAACGUUGGCGGGACAUUUCUAGGGUCGCUCGAAAGCUUCAAGAGCACCAUAGCGCCUGCACUCCUCCAGGAUGUGGCCAAACCCAAGUCUUUCACUAUGAAAGAAUUAAGUUGGAUUGAUGCUCUUAAAUGUCUUGCCGGAGAUGAUUUAACUGUUGCCGAUACAUGUAAGGGACGGGGCAACUUUUAUGCCAAAAGUGUCACAAUACCUCAGCCAGGCGCCUCACGAGAGUCGGUAAUCAGCUAUAUGCGAUUCAUUGCUUCCACGGGACAAAAACAGAGCUUCGGAUGGUACGCAAUCUUGGAUCUCUAUGGCGGUGCAGGAAGUCAGAUCAAUAGAAAGGAUCAAAAUUUCGCGGCAUAUGGAGCUCGCGACACUAUGUGGGUUGCACAACACCAAGCAUCUGUGGACACCGACAAAAUAUUUCCCCGGGAAGGUAUCAACUUUCUUGAUGCUCUCAACAAGUCCUUGACGAAUCAUAUUGACCGAUACGGAGCCUACCUUCCCUACGUAGAUUCUGAGUACGAUAAGGACACUGCAAGUCGUAUGUACUACGGCGAUGUAUUGUAUAAGCGACUGAAGGCGGUCAAGCGACAAGUCGACCCUCAGAACGUCUUCGCCAAUCCCCAGUCUAUUGACCCCGAAGUCUGA
Molecule: messenger RNA, 1467 nt
Organism: Truncatella angustata
Lineage: Eukaryota; Fungi; Ascomycota; Sordariomycetes; Amphisphaeriales; Sporocadaceae
Exons: 4
Coding region: 1-1467 (488 amino acids)
Molecular function (GO): FAD binding; oxidoreductase activity
Source: RefSeq, a predicted model, not a curated record